AUGGCGAAUAAGCCUUUGGUUCUUGCCUUCUUCAUCUUCCUUCCUCUUUGCCUUUCACUUCCAUUGCCCGAACUGCCCGAACUGCCCGAACGGCCCGAACUGCCCCAAGUUUCUCCCUUUGCAUUUCUCAAUGACCUCCAUGGGUGCAAGAAAGGUGACAAUGUCAAAGGCAUAUCCAAGCUCAAGAACUUCUUCCACUAUUACGGUUAUUUAAACCAUGGAACGAACAUUACUAGUUAUACGAACGACGUCAAUGAUGCCUUUGACGAUCACCUCGAAUCUGCCAUCAAAACCUACCAACAGUAUUUCCAUCUCAACCCUACUGGAACCUUGAAUCCCGAGACGAUAUCCCAACUUGCAACUCCUCGGUGCGGUGUUCCAGAUAUUGUUAAUGAAACUACAAGUUGAUUGUUGUUUAAAGAAGAUGAUGAUGAUGAUGAUCGUGUCCAUCUCUAUCACCUUCCUCAUGUCGUGUCUCAUUACGCUUUCUUCCCUGGAAAGCGUAGGUGGCCAUCUUCCAAAUAUCGCCUCACUUACGCAUUUCUUCCUAGUACUCGUAAAGAUGCCAAAGCACUUGUGACUCGAGCGUUCACUAUAUGGGCUCGAUACACUCAUUUCAAAUUUUCUUUGACUACAAACUACAAAAGAGCUAACUUGAAGAUUGGGUUCUAUAAAGGCAACCAUGGAGAUGGGUAUCCAUUUGAUGGGCCCGGUGGGACAUUGGCUCAUGCUUUUGCACCAACUGAUGGGAGGUUUCAUUAUGAUUCAACUGAAAAAUGGGCUGUUGGGGCUGUGAAAGGGCGAUAUGACUUACAAACGGUGGCUUUGCAUGAAAUUGGACACCUUCUUGGGCUCGGACAUAGCACGGUUAAAAACGCUAUAAUGUAUCCUUAUAUCAAGUCCGGGACGACCAAGGGCUUGAAUGCCGAUGAUAUUAAAGGAAUCAAGGUACUAUACAAGAAACGCUAAGCAAAGAUCUCCACAAAUGGUAU
This is a messenger RNA of Cucurbita maxima (winter squash), 992 nucleotides long. RefSeq names its product metalloendoproteinase 1-like. The transcript has a single exon. Gene Ontology annotation, molecular function: metalloendopeptidase activity; zinc ion binding. The record is from RefSeq and is a predicted model, not a curated record. Lineage: Eukaryota; Viridiplantae; Streptophyta; Magnoliopsida; Cucurbitales; Cucurbitaceae. Gene Ontology annotation, cellular component: extracellular matrix. Gene Ontology annotation, biological process: extracellular matrix organization; collagen catabolic process; proteolysis.